AUGCAUCCAGCAGUCUUAGCCCUCUUGAUGCUGCUCUUUGUUCUGCUGUGUUUCCUGGGAAUCCUGGCCAAUGGCUUCAUUGUGCUGGUGCUGAGCAGAGAAUGGAGGCGGCGUGGCAGGUUGCUCCCCUCCGAAAUGAUCCUCAUCAGCUUGGGUGCCUCGCGCUUCUGCCUGCAGUGGGUCGGAAUGGUGCACGACCUCUACUACUUCCUUCACAUGGAGCACUACAACCGGGGUCUUGAGCGGCAGCUAUUCGGGCUCCACUGGGACUUCCUGAACUCGGCCACCUUCUGGUUUGGCACCUGGCUCAGUGUCUUCUUCUGUGUGAAGAUCGCUACCUUCACCCACCCCACCUUCCUCUGGCUGAAGUGGAGGUUCCCAGGGUCAGUGCCCUGGGUCCUGCUGGGCUCCCUCCUGAUCUCCUCCAUCGUCACCCUGCUCUUCUUUUGGGGGAACCGUGCUGUGCAUCAAGGUUUCCUAUUAAGAAACAUUGCGGUGAACAUGACCUACAGGGAGUGGAACCAAAAGCUGGAGAUUCACUACUUCCUGCCCCUGAAAGUUGUCACGCUGUCGAUCCCUUACUCUGUUUUUCUGGUCUCCAUGAUGCUGUUGAUUAAUUCUCUGAGGAGACACAGGUGGACCAUGCAGAGCAACGCCCAUGGCCUGCAGGACCCCAGCACCCAGGCUCACACCAACGCUCUGAGGUCACUCGUCUCCUUCCUCGUUCUUUAUGCCCUGUCCUUUGUGUCUCUGAUUAUUAACGCUGCAGGAUUCUUCUCCUUAAGGAGUGACUGGUACUGGCCGUGGCAAAUUUUAAUCUUCCUGUGCACGUCUGUCCAUCCCUUUAUCCUCAUCUUUAGCAACCUCAGGCUUCGAGGGUCAUUCAGGCAGCUACUUCUGUGGGCUCGGGGCUUCUGGGUUGCCUAA
Rhinolophus ferrumequinum (greater horseshoe bat) is the source of this 927-nucleotide messenger RNA. RefSeq names its product taste 2 receptor member 41 (gene TAS2R41). Gene Ontology annotation, biological process: detection of chemical stimulus involved in sensory perception of bitter taste; sensory perception of taste; G protein-coupled receptor signaling pathway. Gene Ontology annotation, cellular component: membrane. Bases 1 to 927 code for a protein of 308 amino acids. The record is from RefSeq and is a predicted model, not a curated record. Gene Ontology annotation, molecular function: G protein-coupled receptor activity. Lineage: Eukaryota; Metazoa; Chordata; Mammalia; Chiroptera; Rhinolophidae. The transcript has a single exon.